Molecule: messenger RNA, 339 nt
Organism: Acanthoscelides obtectus
Lineage: Eukaryota; Metazoa; Arthropoda; Insecta; Coleoptera; Chrysomelidae
Source: the annotation of a GenBank genome assembly
AUGCUAAAUUCAAUAAUAAAAAGACUGGAACCUCCAGAAACAGCCUCAGAAAUAUCCAUAAUGGGAGAUGCAACGCCAGUAGACUCCGAUAGAUAUUCGGAACAUACAGACCCAGAAGAUGAAGUCCCUUGGUCGGCUCCAGACAUCCACCAGGAGGAUUACAUGUGCGUGAACUUUACUCCCAUUACGAAGGAACAAGAACCAGCUAUUCCACCCCCGAAACCACAUAUACUGUUACAGGGCAAGGAAUGUCAAAGACUUGGACUCGCCACCUUCAACAAAAUCAGAUACUUAGAGGUACAGAAAAAACUGCAAGGUUUUCUCAGCUUUGCGAGUUAA